AUGAACUUAUUACUUAUUCUAUAUCUUUCUUACUUAAGUUUGUGUUCAUCAAAGAAGAACGUAGAACUAGAGGAAAUCACAUUAGCAAAUGUACCAGCAUUUGAUAUUAAGAAGGACAACUUUGUUCUAGCUGGUGUAUUCAAUAAAACCUGGGAUGGACCAGUUCAUUACGAUGCAUUAAUUGGCAGUAUGAUUACUUUACCAUGCAUAACAAGUGAUAUAGGUCUUGAAAAUAUCUUAACUGAAAGAAGUAGGGCAAUUGAACAAAAAAAGUCAUGGGCUAUACUAUGGGUUCAUCAAACAUGGACAAAUGUCAUUGAUCCGUGGUUAGGAGAUGGACGACGUAGUUAUGAUCCUUUACAAACCAACCAAUGGCUUCUACCCAAUAUGCACACUUCAAUAUAUCAAUCACACUAUCAAUUGUAG
Trichobilharzia regenti is the source of this 426-nucleotide messenger RNA. The record is from the annotation of a GenBank genome assembly. NCBI's taxonomy places the organism in Eukaryota, Metazoa, Platyhelminthes, Trematoda, Strigeidida, Schistosomatidae.